This is a messenger RNA of Leopardus geoffroyi (Geoffroy's cat), 881 nucleotides long. RefSeq lists its product as uncharacterized. The transcript is spliced from 3 exons. The coding region runs from base 1 to 714 and encodes 237 amino acids. The record is from RefSeq and is a predicted model, not a curated record. Lineage: Eukaryota; Metazoa; Chordata; Mammalia; Carnivora; Felidae.
AUGGGCCGCUCCACCGAGCCCGCGCCGCGCUGCCGCCUAGCUCGCCGCCCCCGGGGCGGACGCGAAGGGCUCCCCUUCCUCCUUCUCCUCUUCCGCCCGGCAAAGUUAGCGAGGAUCCAGCAGCUUCGGCAUCUCACCCCAGUGGCCUGGCUGCAGUGGCGGCCGCCCCUGCGCGUCCCUCCCCGCCUCCCUCAGGCUCAGCCCAGACACUGCAGUGGCUGCAACUGCGCCAGUGGCCGCUCUUCUGACUCCGUGCUCUCCGCCCUCUCUUUCCAGCCAGCGAAGUCCGGCCAGCUCCCCAGGAAGGGGGCCUGUUCCCCCUCUGGCUCUCUGUCCCCCUGCCACCACUCCUCCACUCCUGAAACACUUCUCCGUCUGUUGCUCUUUUUCAUCACAUCCGGAUCAGGAGGCCUCGAACUCUUGGCGGGCCGCCCAAGGCUGGGGGCGGUGCAACGUGGGCUCCCUCGCCCUGCACUGUCUGGGUCAAGAGGCCAAAGCCGGAACGGGCUGGCUCCGGGUCUUUAUUCUCGUCCAACAGGAACGUGGAUCAGUAAAACCAGUUGCGCUUGCUUGAAUCAACUGGAGGCAUCCAGGCAGACAAGGUUGACAUCCCAGAGGACGCCCUGGCCCAGGGCCCCAAGCCAGGCCUUGCACAGUGAAUGGCUUCGGUGGCAAGAUAAACCUGUGGUGGGAAGUAAAAAGCGAACUAAGUAGCAGGCGUUCUGAUUGUAGCAUAACCUGAUGAGCCUAGAAUAAAUAACUCGUACGAAGCAAUUUGCAGGCACAAAGUACUUUAAUAAUAUAUUCAGGUAACUUUUGUUCUUUCAUUGCAAGCAAAACGCAGAAUUCAUUUCUAGAAAGGUAGAACCAACUCAUGCUUU